Messenger RNA from Danio aesculapii, 2355 nucleotides. RefSeq lists its product as uncharacterized. Gene Ontology annotation, biological process: regulation of transcription by RNA polymerase II. NCBI's taxonomy places the organism in Eukaryota, Metazoa, Chordata, Actinopteri, Cypriniformes, Danionidae. Bases 147 to 836 code for a protein of 229 amino acids. Gene Ontology annotation, molecular function: DNA-binding transcription factor activity; RNA polymerase II cis-regulatory region sequence-specific DNA binding. The transcript has 3 exons. The record is from RefSeq and is a predicted model, not a curated record.
UCCAAUAGAGCUCAAGAAGAACGAUUUCAGUGAUGCGAAGAACAGAUGUGCUGAAGCAGAUCAGCGGACUUGCAUUGUUUGUUCUUUAGGCAGACGCAAACAGGAGGAAUUACUGCAGGAGAAACAACUGACAUACUGUAGCAAAGAUGGAGAAAAAACCCUGCAGAAUAAAAGAGACAGAGAAACAAACAGAUAAACAUGGAAAUGCAGUCAGAUCACAGACUGAAACACAAAAACAAGCUGGAAAAACAGGAUCUUUUCCCUGCUUUGAGUGCGGAAAGACUUACAAAUAUAAAUCCGAUCAUACCAGACACAUGAGAUUUCACACUGGAGAAGGCCUGAUGCAUUGCACCGAAUGCGGAAAGAGCUUCACGCACAAAGGAAAGCUGGACGUGCACAUGAGAGUUCACACUGGGAAAAAGCCUUUCACAUGCUCUGAAUGUGGAAGGGGUUUCACAUCUAAACCCGUUCUCCUAACCCACCAGCUCUCUCACAGCGGAGAGAAGUCGUUCCGCUGCGAUCACUGCACUAAAACGUUCGUGUCCGCGUCAAGCUUGAGAGCGCACCUUUAUGUUCAUGCUAGCGUGAAGCCACUCUCUUGCUCUUUUUGCAGAAAGGCUUUUUUACAUUUGCAAAAGUUGAAAGUGCACGAGCGUAUGCAUACCGGAGAGAAGCCUCACGUGUGUUCAGACUGCGGGAGGAGCUUCGCAACAUCGAGCAACUUAAAAACACACCAGAGGAUCCACACUGGAGAGAAGCCGUAUAAGUGUUCGGACUGCGGGAAGAGUUUCCAAAAGUCAACAUGUCUGAAAACUCACCAGAGGAUUCACACUUGAGGAAAGCUGUAUUAGUGCACUAUUCUGAUUAUUCAGGUUUUGUUUUUUCAGUCUAGCUCUUGAUGUGUUACUUUAAGCCUUAAACUCAAUUCCUGGAGGGCCGCAGCUCUUCACGGUUUUGCUCCAACCCUUAUCAAACACAGCAGAUGCAAAUAAUCAAGAUGUUCAAGACUAUUAAGCAGGGGUGAGUUGGAAGUGGUUGGAGCUUUACUAUGCAGAGCUGUGGAAUUGGAAUUUGAGUUUGAGACCAUUGCUUUAGGUCAAGGGUGUCCAAACUCUGUCCUUGAAGGCCAGUGUCUGAGAGAGUUUAGCUUCAACCCUAAUCAAACACACCUGAACCAGCUAAUCAAGCUUACUACCCUGCUGAAAAAUCCUGCUUAAACCAGCCUAGGCUGGUUUUAGCUGGCCGACCAGCCUGGUUUUAGAGGGGUUUUGGCCACUUUCAGGCUGGUUUCCACCAUUUCCAGCCUGGUUUAAGCUGGACAUAGCCGGUUUUAGCUGAAUUUAGCUGGUCAUUUUCCAUCCUGACCAGCUAAGACCAGCCUGGAAAUGACCAAAACCCCUCUAAAACCAGGCUGGUCAACCAGCUAAAACCAGCCAACCAGCCUAGGCUGGUUUAAGCUGGAUUUUCAGCAGGGUAGACAUACUAGAAACUUCCUUGCAGAUGUGCUGAAGCAAGUUGGAGCUAAACUCCGCAGGACACCGUCCCUCAGAGUUUGGACAACCCUCCUUUAGGUCAUGGGUCUCAAAGUCAAUUCCUGGAGGGCCGCAGCUCUGCACAGUUUUGCUCCAACCCUUCUCAAACACAGCUGAUGCAACUAAUGAAGGUGUUCAUAAGACUUUCAAACACCUCGAUUAUUUGGAUUUGUGUUUGAUCAGGGUUGGAGCAAAACUGCGCAGAGCUGCGGCUCUCCAGGAAUUGACUUCGAGACUAUUGCUUUGCUUGUUUUGGCAGAGUAUAACCUUUGAGAGAUGAAUAUAAAUGCAGUGAUUGGGUGCCUAUGCUGGCCAAGAGAGACCCUAAUGUGAGGCAAUUGAAGAAAAUGCAUGCAAUCCCAAAUAACACAAGCAAAUUCAGAAGAGAUCUUCGCCGGUUUACCUGUUGCAAAUCCUCACAAUGCAAACACAUUAAGAAAACGGGCUGUGUUUUCUCACAACACAUGCAAAUAUCAGGGUAGACAAUGGAAAUGUUUCAAGAGGACCCAAAAACGUGACUGAUUUAGGCUAUGGUUAUUUAGGCUAAUCGUACACAAAAGACAAGGGAAUGGUGUAAUUAGAAUAUUAAAAUAAAGUCAAAUAUCCAAGUUCACCUACAAGCAAUAAUCAUGGCACAAUUAGCAAAUCCCAGCCAGGUUUGUGCCUUUUUUUGGGUCCCCUUGAAACAUUUUUCCAUUGCGUUCCCUGCUAUUUGAGUGUUAGAAAUUGUAGCACAUUUUCUUAAAUUGUUUGCAUUGUGAGACUAUACCGCAUAUUUUCUUAAUGUGUUUUACAUUACCCACUCAAUGUGUUUUUUUUUUUU